AUGAAAACCUACACCGGCGAGUCAGUGCCGACCAAAGGCGUCAUCAACGUCACAGUCCAGACCAAAGUCCCCUACGCCAUAAAGCCAAAAGUCGAAGCAGAGCUGAAAUCCUUGGUCAAGAGUGGGGUGCUGGAGCCGAUCAGCCGUAGUGAAUGGGCCACUCUGAUCGUGCCAGUAAUAAAAAAAGAUAACUCGGUGAGAAUCUGCGGAGUUUUCAAAGUCUCCAUAAACCCAGUGCUAGAGGCUGAGCACUAUCCACUUCCUCGCAUCGAGGGUCUGUUCACCGGCUUGGCUGGAGGACAAAAAUUCUGCAAAAUUGACCUCAACCAAGCCUACCUCCAGAUGCAGGUCGAAGAGAAGUCGAGAAAGCUGCUCACGAUAAUCACUCACAAGGGCCUCUACCGAUACUGCAGACUACCCUUUGGAAUAACAUUGGCUCCAGCUCUCUUCCAGCCAGCUGGACGGAUACAAAGAUGGGCCUUGUUAUUGUCUGCCCAUGACUAUGACAUCAAAUACCGCAAGUCUGAGCUGCAUGCAAACGCAGAUGGCCUCUCUAGACUACCCCUGCCUGUGGACCGUGCUGAGCCAUCGCAGGCUGGCAUUUUCUACUUCAGGCAAGUGGAGGAAGCUCCCAUCACUGCUGAACAAGUGAAGAGACACACCUGGAAUGACCCUGUGCUAGCGAUGGAUGCAGUGAUCAACAGAGGAGGUAUGGAUCUCCCCGAGCUAAAGCCCUACCUCACAAGAAGGAAUGAGCUCUCUGUGCAGGCAGGAUGUCUCCUAUGGGGACGCAGAGUGAUUAUCCCACUUGUGCUGCAGAAAAGGCUACUACAACAGCUACAUGAGGGACACUGUGGGAUUGUCUGCAUUAAAGAGCUUGCCAGAAGCUACUUUUGGUGGCCUGGACUCAAUGGGCAGAUUGAAGAGACGGCAAGAACAUCAUGUCAACAAGUUCGCUGCAUGCCAGAGGCACCAUGGCAGCGCAUUCAUGUGGAUUUUGCUGGCCCGUUUGAGGAGAGGAUGUUCCUGGUGGUGGUGGAUGCCCACAGCAAGUGGCCGGAAGUGUCCAUAAUGAGAUCGACCACAGCAGAGAAGACCAUAGAGAAAAUGUUCAGUCGAUUUGGGUUUCCAGAACAACUGGUGAGCGAUAACGGCCACCAGUUCGUCUCACAAGAGUUUAAGAGAUUCCUUGAGGAAAAUGGAGUACAACACAUCCGCUCUGCUCCCUAUCACCCAGCUACCAAUGGAUUAGCUGAGAGAUUUUUGGUUAGCUAAAGUCAAAACCUCAAAAAGACAACAAAUAGUGUUGUGUAG
Conger conger (European conger) is the source of this 1314-nucleotide messenger RNA. RefSeq lists its product as uncharacterized. Lineage: Eukaryota; Metazoa; Chordata; Actinopteri; Anguilliformes; Congridae. Gene Ontology annotation, biological process: DNA integration. Gene Ontology annotation, molecular function: nucleic acid binding. The record is from RefSeq and is a predicted model, not a curated record. The transcript has 4 exons.